UUUGUUCUCUAUUUCAGUCAGAACAACUUUGUGGCAAUUGUGGAUCUGCCUGAAGGAGAGCAUCAGUAUAAGUUCUAUGUGGACGGCACGUGGACCCAUGACCCAGCUGAGCCUGUUGUAACCAACCAGCUAGGCACAGUCAACAAUGUCAUCCAAGUGAAGAAGACUGACUUUGAGGUGUUUGAUGCACUUAUGGUGGACUCACAGAAAUGCUCUGAUAUGUCAGACCUGUCUAGCUCUCCUCCCGGACCGUACCAUCAGGACCCUUACAUACCCAAGCAGGAAGAAAAGUUCAAGUCUCCGCCCAUUCUCCCACCUCACUUGCUACAGGUCAUCCUAAACAAGGACACAGGCAUCUCUUGUGACCCUGCAUUGCUCCCAGAACCCAAUCAUGUCAUGCUCAAUCACCUCUACGCCUUGUCCAUCAAGGAUGGUGUGAUGGUGCUUAGUGCGACUCAUCGCUACAAGAAGAAGUAUGUCACCACCCUGCUGUAUAAGCCGAUCUGACCAGAGGUCUAUGGCGUCUCUGCCUUUGCACCGCAGACACCACAGCUUCUCACAGCACAGCCUCCAGCAUUACACCUGUACAUAUCUCAGUUUAGAAUGAGGAAGAUUGCGGUGAUAAAAAUCAGUCUGCCUUUCCUCUUGUUCAAUGACUGCCAUCCCAUUUGCUGAUCACCAACCUUGCUUUGUUAUAGACAUAGAGGAGUACUAGGUAGCAGAAUAGUUACGCAUAGGAAGGAGAGAAACGUUUUGGGGGUGGUGGUGAAUUCUGACUGAUAAUACGUAAGGGUUGAGUUGUGACCUGUGCUUGAUGACAGGAGGUCCCUUCAUCAGACAAGAACAGGAAAUAGUAUAACAGGAAGUAGUAGGUAAGAUGCAGUAUCAUGGAAAACCAUGCAGUGUUUGAUUUUGGACAGAUGCCCCAGUGUUGCUGUACAGUAGUAAUAAUCAUUGAUUUUGGACAGAUGCCCCAGUGUUGCUAUACAGUAGUAAUAAUCAUUGACUUUGGACAGAUGCCCCAGUGUUGCUGUACAGUAGUAAUAAUCAUUGAUUUUGCCAGUGGAGUUAUUUUCCUGCCUUUUUAUUGUGAUUUUCUCUUCAGCCUCUGUUACUUGCCAUUUGGCCAGUGUGCCUGCCCUUUGUAUCAUUAUGCCUCACCAGCUAUAUCCGAUUGCGUAUCAGUGCACAUGUUUUAUUUAAAUAGUAGUAAGUUAAGUAAUCAUUAGAUAGUGCUGUGUAUAUUUUCUAAAUGACUAUAUAUGGUCUAAAACACCUCCCUUACAUGUGAAUCCAAGGGACCAACUCAGUGCGGUGACAGACAAGCAGAGUUGGAGAUGGAUUAAUGAGGCUUGAAGCUCCUUUGACAUCCUUGUUAAUGUAACCCUCUUGGACCAUGUUGUGUACAUUUUUCUUCUUUGUUUCCAGAUUUCUAUCCCAAUAAAGAUAAUUGAUUUUA
Messenger RNA from Oncorhynchus masou masou (cherry salmon), 1459 nucleotides. Its product is annotated as 5'-AMP-activated protein kinase subunit beta-1. The record is from RefSeq and is a predicted model, not a curated record. Gene Ontology annotation, biological process: signal transduction. Gene Ontology annotation, molecular function: protein kinase binding. Gene Ontology annotation, cellular component: nucleus; nucleotide-activated protein kinase complex; cytoplasm. The annotation marks the transcript as partial. The transcript has 5 exons. Lineage: Eukaryota; Metazoa; Chordata; Actinopteri; Salmoniformes; Salmonidae.